AUGCCGCUCUGCGCUCUUCUGAGUGCCUUGAUCUUCAGAAGACAUUACGGUUGGCUGGAAAUCCACGGCUUGGCCUUCUUGACGUUGAGCAUCAUGAUCUUCGUGGAGUUGGGUGCCCGUGCCAGCGGCCUGUCCGAAUCUUCUGAGGCCGUGGCUUUCAAUUUGAUUUCCAUCGCCUUUUCGUGUCUAUCCUCAGUCUACCUGGAGAAGUUGUUGAAACCCAAGUACAACGAAAGGAGCAUCUUGGAUCAGCACUUCUACAUCCAGAAGGUGUGGCUGGAGAUUGGUGGCCUACUGCUGUCUUUUCCUGGCCUGUUGAUCCUCCGGGCCGUGUCGAUGAAGCAAAGUCUCUUUUUCGGCAGCUGGCUCGAGAUGAUCCAAAUGGCCUUCAGCGGCUGGAUGUGUGCUGCCAUCAUGGCGAGAGUUGUGCAGAGCUGGUUCACGGGCUAUGUCUCCAAAUACCUCUCCACACUGGCCCGCUCUGUCAUCCAGUGCUUGGCAGUGAUCGUUGUACACUUCUGGGACUUGCUCUUCGGAACAGGUGAAAGCUGGGAUUUGGUGGUGACCUUGUUGGCUUUUGUAGUGUGUUUGAGUGCUGUGAUGUACCAAACUGGACGAAGGAUCACCUCAGAGGCGGAGCCAGGUGCACGGCCAUCGGUGCCCAAUGGGCAGGCAGAGUCAGCUCCUGGUAGCCUGGUGCGGCACGCUGGUUCAUCGCUGGCUGGUGCCGAAGCGAGAGCUGCACCAAGGAGCGAUGGUUCCAGCUUGAUCCCUGAUGCUCAGCUCAUCAGCUGUGUGUUCAAUGAGGUGGAGGAGCAGGGUGCCAACGAGGCCGGUGACGAGAUGCCGCCGAAGGCCGCGCCAAAGGGGAAGGCCAAGCCGGCCACCAUGAAGUACACCAUCGACUGUCAGCAGCCCGUGGACGAUAACAUCCUAGAGGUCAAGGAUUUUGAAAAGUUCCUGACCAAUCGGAUCAAGGUGGAUGGAAAGACAGGCAACUUGGGCGACAAGGUCAACAUCAGCAGGGAGAAGGCGAAGAUCCAUGUGACCGUGGAGGCCCCAUUCUCCAAGAGGUACUUGAAGUACCUGGGCAAGAAGUAUUUGAAGUCGCAGAAUCUCCGCGACUUCUUGAGGAUAGUGGCACCGAACAAGAGUUCCUAUGAGAUGCGAUAUUUCAACAUCAACGACGCUGACAAAGAAGCUCAGCCGGCGCCGGGGCCGAGCAUUGGCUUGUUAGAUCGCACGUGGUACAAGCAGGUGGGAACUGAAGCUGCCCACAAGGGACCCAUGUGGCAGCAAAGGAGUUUUGCUACAGCUCACAUGGUCAACCGCUUCGCCACGAUGUCACAGGCCACGCGCAUCAACAACAAGUUGACCACCUGGCUCUCCUCUUCUGCUGGGGUCUCCGCACAGGUGCUAUGUGUGGUCGCCUUCAUCCUGGCAGAUGCCAGCCGAAACUUGAUCAAUGCAUGGGCCAUCAAGGACACGCCCAUCGUGCAACAGUCGCUGGUGUGGGCCAUGUCCGCCUCGUCCAUUCCCAUUGGAAUAGCCAUGUCCAUGGCGCUGGAUGGUCGCGAAGGAGCAUGUGCUGCCUUGCUUUGGCGUGACGCCUUAACGUGUUUACCCGUGGCGGCAUGCUUCUCUCUGGGUCAGACUUUGCAGAUCAAGGUGGUGUCCUCUUGCAUCGGCUCACUGAUGUGUGAGAAGAUCAUGAAGGCUCGACCGUAUCCCUUCUACACACAAAAGGUGCACCUGGAGUUUGGGGGGUUGGCAACGGCCACAGCCAUGCUUUUCAUUGUUGGUAGCCUCAGUUCACGACCAGAGGAUGCUUUCUGGAAGCAGCGGUCAGUAGAUGGUGUCAUGAAGGCAGGGCUGUGCUCCGCCAACCGAAGCUGCUAA
This is a messenger RNA of Cladocopium goreaui, 1899 nucleotides long. NCBI's taxonomy places the organism in Eukaryota, Dinophyceae, Suessiales, Symbiodiniaceae. The record is from the annotation of a GenBank genome assembly.